Messenger RNA from Loxodonta africana (African savanna elephant), 1902 nucleotides. RefSeq names its product ATP binding cassette subfamily G member 5 (gene ABCG5). The record is from RefSeq and is a predicted model, not a curated record. Gene Ontology annotation, biological process: cholesterol efflux; transmembrane transport; cholesterol homeostasis. Gene Ontology annotation, molecular function: ABC-type transporter activity; ATP hydrolysis activity; ATP binding. Gene Ontology annotation, cellular component: apical plasma membrane; ATP-binding cassette (ABC) transporter complex; plasma membrane. The transcript is spliced from 13 exons. Lineage: Eukaryota; Metazoa; Chordata; Mammalia; Proboscidea; Elephantidae.
AUGGUCAUUUGCUGUGGCUACAGAACUGAAAGUAUUCUCCAUGCCUCCUACAGCGUCAGCCACCGCGUCGGGCCUUGGUGGCACACUACGUCUCGUCGGCAACGGUGGGACAGGCAGGUCCUCAAAGACGUCUCCUUGUACAUCGAGAGCGGGCAGAUCAUGUGUAUCCUGGGCAGCUCAGGCUCUGGAAAACCCACGCUGCUGGACGCCGGAUCUGGGAGGCUGCUUUCCUCGGGGAGCUUUCCUGGGGGAGGUGUACGUAACGGGCGCAGGCUGCACCGAGAGGAGUUCCGGGACUGCUUCUCCUACGUCCUGUAGGCAGCGCGGGGUCUCGGGCGAUGCUGACACCUCCCUCUUCCGCAGAGCGACACUCUGUUGAGCAACCUCACAGUGCGGGAGACGCUGUGCUACACGGCCCUGCUGGCCAUCCGCAGGGGCCCCCAGAGCUUUUUGCAGAAGAAGGUGAAGGCAGUCAUGGCAGACCUGAGCCUGAGUCAUGUGGCAGAUCGACUGAUUGGCAACUACAACUCUGGGGGAAUUUCCCGUGGUGAGCGGUGCCAGGUCUCCAUUGCAGCCCAGCUCCUCCAGGAUCCCAAGGUCAUGCUGUUUGAUGAGCCAACCACAGGACUGGACUGCAUGACUGCCAAUCAGAUUGUCAUCCUCCUAGCUGAGCUGGCCCGCAGGGACCCUAUUGUGGUCCUUACCAUCCACCAGCCCCGCUCCGAGCUCUUCCAGUCUGUUGUCCUAUCAGCUCUUGACAAAAUCACCAUCCUGAGCUCUGGAGAGCUGGUCUUCUGUGGCACGCCAGGGGAAAUGCUUGAUUUCUUCAAUGGCUGCAAUUACCCUUGUCCUGAGCACUCCAACCCUUUUGACUUCUAUAUGGACCUGACGUCAGUGGAUACCCAGAGCAACGAACGGGAAAUAGAAACCUACGAGAGAGUCAAAAUGAUUGAAUCUGCCUACAGGGAGUCAGCAAUUUAUCACAAAACUUUGGAGAAUAUUGAAAGAACGAAACACCUGAAGACAUUACCAACGGUUCCUUUCAAAACCAAAGAUUCUCCCGGAGCUCUCUGUAAACUCUGUGUCCUCCUGAGGAGAGUGGUGAGAAACUUACUGAGAAAUAAGCUGGCAGUGACGAUGCGCCUCACUCAGAAUCUGAUCAUGGGUUUGUUCGUCAUUUUCUUCCUUCUACGGGUCCAGAAUGAUGUGUUAAAGGGUGCUUUCCAGGACCAAGUGGGCCUCAUGUACCAGUGUGUGGGGGCCACCCCGUACACAGGCAUGCUGAACGCUGUGACUCUGUUCCCUGUGCUGUGAGCUGUCAGCAACCAGGAGAGUCAGGAUAGCCUGUACCAGAAGUGGCAGAUGCUGCUGGCCUAUGUGCUGCACGUCCUCCCCUUCAGCGUCCUUGGCAUCAUGAUUUUCAGCACUGUGUGCUACUGGACUCUGGGCUUAUACCCUGAGGUCGCCAGAUUUGGAUAUUUCUCUGCUGCUCUCUUGGCCCCCCACUUAAUUGGUGAAUUUCUAACUCUGGUGCUACUUGGUAUCAUCCAAAACCCAAAUGUCGUCAACAGUGGAGUGGGUGUGCUCAGCAUUGCUGGAGUCCUUGUUGGAUCUGGACUCAUGAGAAAUAUCGAAGAAAUGCCCAUUCCUUUUAAAAUAUUCGGUUAUUUUACAUUCCAAAAAUAUUGCUGUGAGAUUCUUAUAGUCAAUGAGUUCUAUGGACUGAAUUUUACUUGUGGCAGCUCAAACAAUCCUGUGACAACUCACCCAUUGUGUGCCUUUACUCAAGGUGCAACAGCAAGAUUCACAAAAAACUUUCUGAUUUUAUAUGCAUUUAUCCCAGUUUUUGUCAUCCUAGGAACAGUUGUUUUUAAAAUAAGGGAUCAUUUCAUUAGUAGAUAG